CGACAGAGGAACUGACAGACGCAUGCGCAGUGCGGGUGUCAGCGGGUUGGUUGGGCUUGUGUUUACAGCUCGGCUGGAUGCUGAUGUUGUUGGGAAAGUGCAAUGUAGUGCCAACCGCCAUUGGAAUACAUAUAACUGUGGGAAUACAGGUGAUUUUGCUCAUCAUCUCCCACCACUUCCUCCUCCCGUCUUCCAUUCAUGAGCAGCGUGGCUGAGUUUAAACAGCGGCAGCCAUGGAUGACAAGGGCUCGGUGGGGAAGAUUAGCGUGUCUUCGGACUCAGUGUCCACUCUCAACAGUGAGGACUUUGUCCUUGUGUCCCGGCUGGGGGACGAGACACCCUCCUCCACUAAUAAUGGUAGUGAUGACGAAAAGACAGGACUGAAGGUGAUUUCUGAGGAAGGGGUCAGCUUUAAGAUUGUGGGAAAUGGAAGUGAGCAGCAGCUCCAGAGAGAGUUAGAGGAUGUCCUCAAGGACCCAUCGGUAGCUGACACUGGGCUGGGAUCAGAAGCGGUGAUGGACAGCCUCGGCGGGGGCGACCACGGCCUUCAGCCCACAACGGCAUCGCCUGUUGCUCCAGGCACAGACCCCCUGAGUGCACCGACGCCACCCAAGCUGGACAUGGUCCUUCCUGUUCAGACGGCUCAGGAGAGUGAGCUCAAUGAAAGGUCGUAUCGAGCAGAUGAAUCAUCAUCAGAGGGAAGUCCAUGCAGUCCCAUCCCAGAUGAGGACAGCGUGGUGUUCAGUCAGCUGACAUAUCUGGGCUGUGCAUCGGUCAACGCCCCCCGCAGUGAGGUGGAGGCCCUUCGUAUGAUGAGCAUCCUCAGAGGGCAGUGCCAAGUCCCCCUGGAUGUCACACUGUCUGUGCCAGGCGUGUCUGAAGGCACUGUCAGGUUGCUGGACCCUCACGCCAACACAGAGAUCGCCAACUACCCUAUCUAUAAGAUCCUGUUCUGUGUGCGAGGCCAUGAUGGCACACCAGAGAGUGACUGCUUUGCCUUCACUGAGAGCCACUACAACGCUGAGAUCUUCAGGAUCCAUGUGUUCCGCUGCCAAAUCCAAGAAGCGGUGAGUCGGAUACUGUACAGCUUUGCUACAGCAUUCCGGCGAUCAGCUAAGAAGGCGAUCCUGUCAUCUCAGCAGGCUGCGCCGCUCACACCUGACAACGACUUGUUUACCUUCACCGUCAGCCAGGAAAUCAAAGAGGAUGAUGGGAAGGGUACUUUCAGUGCUGUAGCAAAGGACAAGGACAAACAGAGCUUCAAGCUGCGUGCAGGAAUGGACAAGAAAAUAGUCAUUUAUGUCCAGCAGACCUCCAAUAAAGAACUAGCUAUCGAGAGGUGUUUCGGGCUCCUGCUCAGCCCAGGGAAAAAUGUGAAGAACAGUGACAUGCACCUGCUAGACUUGGAGUCAAUGGGAAAGAGCUCCGACGGGAAGUCUUACAUCAUCACGGGAAGUUGGAACCCCAACACGCCUCAGUUCCAGCCUGUGAAUGAGGAAACGCCCAAAGAUAAGUUCAUGUAUAUGACGACAGCUGUGGACCUGGUGAUCACAGAAGUGGAGGAGCCAGUCCGUUUUCUGCUUGAGACGAGAGUUAGAGUGUGUGCCCCGAACGACAGGCUGUUCUGGCCUUUCAGCAAACGCAACUACACUGAAACCUUCUACCUUAAACUACGACAGAUGGAGCGAAAGGAGCGCAAGAGUCCCGCUUCAGACACGCUUUACGAAGUGGUGAGUUUGGAAAGCGAGACUGAGAGGGAGAAACGGAAGACGACAGCGAGUCCUGGCAUCCUGUCCACCGGGCCUGGUAGCACGGUUCCUUCCCCACCUGAGGAUGAUGAAGAGGAAGAUAAUGAUGAACCGUUACUCAGUGGCUCGGGUGAUGUGUCCAAAGAGUGUGCAGAGAAGAUUCUGGAGACCUGGGGAGACUUGUUAUCCAAGUGGCAUACAAACUUGUCCGUGCGUCCCAGGCAGCUGCCAGCAUUGGUUCGGAGCGGCAUUCCUGAGGCUCUACGUGGGGAGGUGUGGCAGCUCCUGGCAGGCUGCCAUAACAAUGACCACCAGGUGGAAGAGUACCGUACUCUCAUCACAAAGGAGUCCCCUCAGGACAGUGCCAUCACCAGGGACAUCAACAGGACAUUCCCGGCUCACGACUACUUCAAAGACACUGGAGGAGAUGGACAAGACUCCCUGUACAAAAUCUGCAAGGCCUACUCUGUUUACGACGAGGAGAUUGGCUACUGCCAGGGACAGUCCUUCCUGGCUGCUGUGCUGCUGCUGCACAUGCCUGAGGAGCAAGCUUUCAGUGUUCUCGUCAAGAUCAUGUUCGAUUAUGGGCUCAGGGACCUUUUCAAGCAGAACUUUGAAGAUCUUCAUUGCAAGUUCUUUCAACUUGAGAGACUCAUGCAGGAAUAUAUCCCAGACCUGUACAACCAUUUCCUGAACGUGGGUCUGGAGGCUCACAUGUACGCUUCUCAGUGGUUCCUCACCCUCUUCACCGCCAAGUUCCCUCUUUACAUGGUCUUCCAUAUCAUCGACCUGCUACUGUGUGAGGGCAUCAGCGUGAUCUUCAAUGUAGCCUUGGCACUUCUGAAGACAUCAAAAGACGAUCUGAUCUCAACGGACUUUGAGGGUGCACUUAAAUUCUUUCGUGUCCCCGUUCCAAAGAGAUAUCGUUCUGAGGAAAAUGCAAAGAAGCUGAUGGAGCUGGCCUGUAGCAUGAAGAUCAGCCAGAAGAAGCUGAAGAAAUUUGAGAAGGAGUAUCACACAAUAAGGGAGCAGCAGGAGCAACAGGAGGCCCCCAUUGAGAGAUAUGAGCGUGAGAAUCGUCGAUUGCAGGAAGCCAACAUGCGUUUGGAGCAGGAGAAUGACGACCUGGCACAUGAACUCGUCAGCAGCAAGAUUGCUCUGCGCAAAGAUCUUGACAACGCUGAGGAGAAAGCAGACGCUCUGAAUAAAGAGCUGCUGCUGACCAAACAGAAACUGGUGGACUCAGAGGACGAGAAGAGGCGACUGGAGGAAGAGUCUGCACAGCUGAAGGAGAUGUGCCGACGAGAGCUCGAUAAAUCUGAAUCAGAGAUAAAGAAGAAUGGCUCCAUUAUAGGAGAAUAUAAGCAGAUCUGCUCCCAGCUGAGUGAACGGCUGGAGAAACAACAGACGGCCAACAAAGGGGAGCUGGAGAAAAUCCGGUCUAAAGUGGAGGGCUGUGAGAAGUGCAGCAGUCUUUUCAACAAAGAGGGACGUGUGCGGGCCGCUGUGACCUCAGCACCUGCAGGGGGGACGGAGGAGACGGACGAGGAGAAAGAGGAUUUGAAGAACCAGCUGAGGGAGAUGGAGCUGGAACUAGCUCAGACCAAACUACAGCUGGUGGAGGCUGAGUGCAAAAUCCAGGACUUGGAGCACCACCUAGGUCUGGCCCUGAAUGAGGUCCAGGCCGCCAAAAAGACCUGGUUUAACCGAACGCUCAGCUCUAUCAAGACCGUCACCGGGACCCAGGGCAAGGAGACCACCUAACCUGAUCACCACCUAUCAUCCAGUUUUUACCCAGAUCCUGUCUGGAGUUCACACUGAAACCUCUGGACGCCUAACUUAACCCAGCGGGCCAUAACUUAAACUCAAACACUGACCAUUAAAUCCCAGGAUGCCCAUAACUACAGAAUGUGUUUUCCUGUCCUCAUGUUUCCCUCCUGAUCUAAUCAGCUCCGUUUAUUCUUCUCGUCUUCGACCCGAAUGACUACAGCACACCACGCUGAUGAGAAAGGGUUGAAAAACACAGUGGAAGUACAACGGUACCACUUUCCCCAGAAGAACAAUGCGCUUCCACUGGUCACAGAAAGAAAAGCAUUAUAAAUAAAGCUUCAUUUAUCUCUGUCUUUGUACUGCUGAUGUUAAAGCCCCGCAGAAGGAAGGUAGGACAUCUGAACUGUGUCUGUCCUGACGGGAUAGAGAAGAAAACACUCCGUCCUUCCUUACUUUUCUGUGCGCUGCCCUCGAAACCACUGGCACAAAACAACCAGUCCCUGUACAAUGUUGGUUUUAGGUACGAGAGCUAAUAGACGCCUUUUCAAACUGAGCUUUUUCUAAUUUACGUUGAACGACACCUUUUUCUUUUUUCUAUGUAUGUACAUGAAUGUGCUUAUGUAAAGAGGAUACGUGUGUGUGUGUUGAAGUGUGCAUGUUUUUUUGUUUUGUUGUUGACUGUGAGGUGGUCAUGUGAGCGUGACAAAAAUGUGAGUGAAUGCAUCAAUAGUUGACUGAAUAAUGAUGUGUGUAUAAAGGAAAGCGGGCGAGAGCGCGUGGAGGUCCAAGGGAAAGAAAAAGCACUAAGGUUACGAGUGUGAGCAUGCAUGCAAGGGAAUUCUUCCUGGUUGUCUCCUUUAAUGUUCAGAUGUGUAUGUGAAUGAUGCUAAAGAAAAGUUUGCUGACAAAGCCUUGAUGUAAAGGUCGAUAAAGAUGAAACUAUUGGACUAUAUGAAUAUAUCAUUGCAGUGAGAAGAGUCUGAAAGCAUUGCAGCCGUUGUGAUUUACAAAUCCCUGACAUGAAUAUGCUCGAGGUGUGUUUGGUUUGGAUCUCUCAGCACAAAGAAACUUAAAAAGCUCCAAACCACACCAACCUCUGCAUGUGUUAAACAGUCCGUGUGUAUGCUAGGGGCCCCUGUCUUAAACCUGAGUGGCGCAACUUUUAACAAACCGUAAACUAACUACUAGGUGGAUGCAAAAUGGAAAAACACAUACGCACACACAAAUGUGGAGCACUGGAAUUACUGCUGCACUUGAACACACCCUUAAAAACCUUGACCUCCCUUUUCUCCUGGCGCCAGCUCCUCCUGACCUUUGACCUCUGGCAGGGCCAUGCUCAGAUCUUUUUAAAGCAGGUUUGCAGGCUGUGUUUGUGUGAACUUUUCACAGCCCAGUGCAACAUUUAGCUACAAACACACACACUGAAAAACACUAUCUGUUAAAAAGGCAGGCACACAAUAACACGGUAGCCACUGUAUAUGGAACACCUGUGCAUUAAAAUAGCCAGUGUAGACAACAUCUUGAGGUUCGUACUUUGUGUGAAGCUUUAGAACGUUUUCAGGUUGACCUGAAAAAUUGUACAAUUAUUGGUGCUAGAAAAAGAAUAAGAUCUGACAGUGAUAUGUCAAAAAACAGCCUGAAGAACUAACCAACAGAGAGGCCCAGAGUGUGUCAAACUACGUGGUCGUGGCCACUUGGUUUCAAGAGAUCAGCCAAUGGGUACCUUUAACCUGUAUUGUUUCUAAUCACCAGUGGGGGGCGUGUCCCUGAUUAAAAAAUUAAGUCAGUGUAGAAAACCAAAUGAGAGAAUACCGUAACUUCAUUCUUAAUUUUACUUUUCAACAGCACUAUUGUUUCAAUUGCUAGUUUUUAAAUCUGCUUCAAAACCAGGAUUUUUCAAAUGAUUUUCUAACGAGGGUCCCAGUUACAGAAGAAUGGAAGAUUUAGCAGGUUAUGCCUUUUGCCAAUAUCACCUGGGAUCUACAACUUCCUACUACUGUGAUCUGUCAACCUAGCAAGCAUCAUAGCAUUGCAUGUCCAACUCCAGGAAACAGAGUAACUUGAUGUUGAAGAAAUUAUUCCACAAACAAAAGAGUUGUCACAGUGCUAAUGUCCACCUCUUGUGUUACAGUCUAUUUGAAGGACACAGGGACACACAGACGCACAACAGUGACUUGCUAAGUGUUGGGUUUGAUUGAGAAGAUGAAGAAGCAGUACACGAGGCAGGGGAAAGUAAACACCGAGUGAUUCAUAACAAAAAUGCAAAAACAAUGCAGCCCUGUAGUUACUAUGCUAUAUCAGUGGACCUCUAAUAGUAAAAAAUAGGAUUGUUCAAAGUCAUCAGACUGCCUCAGAGUUUAAAAGAAUUCAUGCUGUUGUGGUGCAUCUCUUCCUGGCUCACAUAACUUAAUGAUGGAUCCAGUGACAUGACAUGAAGUCCUGUUUUUUCUGCACUCGUCUAAAGUCUUAAAAAAUGACCAGAGCAGAGUGUUCCAAAACAUCUGCAGGCCCUGAUAAUAAAACUAUCCAAAUCCCUGGGAAACGCUGUCAACACUUCCACGAGUUCAUGCCGUAAAGGAUUUAAAAAGCAAAUGUUAAACAUUGAAGCAGACACUCGGUGAACACACACACUACUGUGAAUGUAAGGGCAGAAAAGUCACACUCAAACUACUCCUCGCUCUGCUGACAGAAGUGUAACUCUGCACCAAAAGUGUGGAUCAAUAUCAUUUGAGUAACUCUGUGUGAGUGAUGUCACCAAAAGGCCACACCAGGGGUCAAACAUGUAAGUGGUGUAAAGCAGUUCACAGGGGGGUCAGGUGUUAAAAAGGCAUGUGUGUGUGUGUGUGUGUGUGUGUUUUGGUUUUAAGCGGUGCAGAAAGGAAGUUUAAAUAUAUUCCAGUUUCUAUUCAUACUUUGCUCGUCAUAUUAGACUGAAGACAGAACCUGAAACCUCUCUGUCUAAAAUGAACUGUUGCUGUAAAUUGCAUCAAACUUGAAGGUUGAAUCUGAUUGGCUGAAAUCUAUUUGUGAUCUCAGAGGUUGAGUCCAGAUAAGGCACUGGGUUGUAAAUAACAAACAUGAAGACGUGAUUACUGAGUUUUUGUUUAUGAUUUUUCUACUCUGUAUCUCUAACUAAUGUUGCCUACUUGUACCGACCUACCUGCUGCCGUGCUACAGUUUAAUCCACGACGAUGUUUUAUGUUUUUAAUGUUCAUCUUUUGCUCCAAGCUUCUCAGUCAGACUGCUGUUUGGUUUAUUAAAUGCCAAAACGUAGCUUUAUCAUCCAACAAGAAAAACAUUAUCAACGUGUGGGAAUUGUAAUAGUGUAGGAUGCAUUGUGUAUACUUCAUGAAUUUCAAUAUAAAGAUAUCAACACAAGAAUAAA
Molecule: messenger RNA, 6903 nt
Organism: Notolabrus celidotus (New Zealand spotty)
Lineage: Eukaryota; Metazoa; Chordata; Actinopteri; Labriformes; Labridae
Product: rab GTPase-activating protein 1
Exons: 27
Coding region: 234-3512 (1092 amino acids)
Source: RefSeq, a predicted model, not a curated record